Messenger RNA from Cercospora beticola, 870 nucleotides. RefSeq lists its product as uncharacterized. The record is from RefSeq and is a predicted model, not a curated record. Lineage: Eukaryota; Fungi; Ascomycota; Dothideomycetes; Mycosphaerellales; Mycosphaerellaceae.
AUGUCGUCCGCAAACAAAAGACUUGAUCAAGUCAACAAUCACAUAAAUCAAGGAAGUGCGCAAAGUGCAAACGAGCCACCGAGAAUACUGUGUGAAGUCAAAGAACAUAGACCAGGUCACCAUGUCGCAACACUCAUCCUAGGGGAUCCGAACAAGUUGAACCUCAUGAGCAGUCGACUAUUCGAAGAACUGACUCAACACUGCCGGAACUUGAGCAAAAAUGGGAAACUUCGCGCUGUGGUUCUCACAGGCAAUUCUGGAAGCAAAAAGCCAGCAUUCGUGGGAGGAGCGGAACUGUCAGAAGUGAGCAGCUUGUCUACAGCGGAAGAGGCGGGAGCAUACGUGACAAGGACAAUGGAUGCUUGUUCAGCAGUCAGUGCUCUCCCGGUUCCUGUCAUCGCACGCGUACACGGACUAGCAAUCGGGGCGGGCGUACAACUGAUGGCUUCGUGUGAUCUCAGAGUCGCGUCCAAAACGAGCAGGUUCGCAAUGCCUGAAGCGAAGGUUGGUCUUCCGAGUGCAAUCCAGACGGCUUUACUUCCGGGCCUGAUUGGGUGGGGCAAUACAAGACGACUCUUGUAUCUUGCUGAGGUGCUCUCUGCGGACAAGGCUCGAGAAUGGGGACUUGUGGAGGAGGUAGUCCAAGACGAGGCCGAAUUGGACAGCGUGGUCGAUGAGUGGGUCAAGAAAAUCGUCGAUAUGCCGCCGGAAAACAUGCGACGACAGAAAAAGCUCGUCGCCUUGUGGGAGCAGUGUACAGUACAGGAAGGUAUUCUUGCAGGCGUGGAUGCAAUGAGGGACACGUUUGUGGACGGUGGAAAGGAGACUCAAGCUCAUAUGAGGAAAUUCCUGCACAAAUCAGAGAAGUGA